GAGAUAAAGAGAGUCGCAAGGCAAGAAAUGAAGGAAAGAUGGAGAGGAGGAGCACAGGAAGGAGUAGGAGAGAGGAGGUGGUUAUAUCAAGAAUAAGAUGUGGACAUACUGGUUUGAACACUACACUGUUGAUGGUAGGGAAACAUAAUACAGGGAAAUGUGAGUACUGUGGAGCAGAGGAAACCAUGGAUCAUGUUACACAGAAGUAUCAGGUGGAGAGAAGCCCACUGACCCACUGACCCAGAACCUCAGUGACAUGAAGAUGAAUCUGGAUCUUACGGAUUUACUGCCAAAGGACUCGAGAAGUCAAGGUUAGCGGGCCUUGUUCCAGUUUGUAAAAGAGGGUAAAAUGUUUGGGAGGACUGAGGGUGUUUUUAGAGGUCGUUCCGGUCCAGACCGGUUGGUGGCGGUAAUGCGCCAUUUUGUUGUUUGCUAACGGCCAACAACAUUUAGAAGAAGAAGAAGAAGUAUCUGCUGCUCGCUCCCAGAGCUGCUUCACUCGCUCCAACAAGCACCAAACCUGCACACGGUGACCGCGAGCUUUGCAACCGAGCCGAGCGCAACAUGAACGAGUCGGCGGGACUGCGCUUCCGGCGGCUGCACCGCCCGCAGGUGAUCACCGACGAGCUGCCGGAGCAGCGGCACAAAGGGUCCAGCACCUACAGCGGGAAGAUCUUCCGGGUCACGCUGCUUUCUCUGGGCGUCCUCUUGCUUCUUCCUCUCCUGGUCAUCAUCCUCAUCCUCGAGUCUCCCAUCAAGCCCGAAGUCUUCACGCUGAAGGAGCCGCCGAUGAUGAAGGGCUGCUGGGAGCCCAACCUGAAGCUCAGAGAAGCUCAGAGACUGUUUGAGGACCAGCUCGUCGGCCCCGAGUCCAUCGCCAACAUCGGAGAUGUUCUGUUCUCGGGAACAGCUGACGGGAAAAUCGUGAAGCUGGUCGGUCGGAGGAUCCACACGGUGACGAGAUUCGGGAAGCUGCCAUGCGCAGGCUCCAGAGAGGACGAGCCCACCUGCGGGAGGCCGCUGGGGAUCAGAGUCGGACCCAACGGGACGCUGUUUGUAGCCGACGCCUACCUGGGUCUGUUCGAGGUCAACCCCACCACAGGUGAGGCGACCAGGUUAGUGAACGGCGGCCAGAUCGUCGCAGGGAGGAAGCUGUCAUUUAUUAACGACGUGGCGGUGACGCAGGAUGGAAAGAAGGUGUACUUUACCGACUCCAGCAGCAGGUGGCAGCGCAGAGACUACAUGCACCUCAUCAUGGAGGCCACGCCCGACGGCCGCGUCCUCGAGUACAACACGGAGACCAAGGAGCUGACGGUGGUGAUGGAGGACCUGCGAUUCCCAAAUGGCAUCCAACUGCUGCCGGACGAGGAGUCGGUGCUGGUGGCGGAGACCACCAUGGCCCGGAUCCGCAGGGUCCACGUGGCCGGGCUGAAUAAAGGCGGGAUGGACACGUUCAUGGACAACUUGCCGGGUUUCCCUGACAACAUCCGCCCGAGCUCCACCGGAGGUUACUGGGUGGCCAUGUCGGCGGUGAGACCGAACCCCGGCUUCUCAAUGCUGGAUUUCCUGUCCCAGAGACCCUGGAUCAAAAAGUUCAUAUUCAAGCUCUUCAGUCAGGAUAUCCUGAUGAAGUUCGUUCCCCGGUACAGUUUGGUCGCAGAGCUCCACGACGGCGGCGUGUGCACGCGGAGCUUCCACGACCCCAACGGCCUGGUUGCGGCCUACAUCAGCGAGGUCCACGAGCAUGAUGGGAAUCUGUACCUGGGCUCCUUCCGCUCGCCGUACAUCGCCAAACUUGACCUCAGCAAGGUGUAGAAGAUUUAAAAAGAUGACAAGCAGACGGACAUUUUUGUGACUUUGAAAUGUUAACACGGUGUUAACCCGCCUCUGUCGGCUCGUUCCACAAAUUAAAGUUCCAGCCUUGGAAAUCUCCCGAGGAUAUGAUGAUGACUUCACCCAGCGCCACCUACAGGCUGUCCCAGGAAUUGGGCAGCUUUACCAUUUUUGGCUAAUCUCUGUUGAUUUUUCCUUUUAAGAUUCAUGCAGCUUUAGAUUUAUCACCGUUUUUGAUCAUUUCUUCACUUUUUGACAGUAUUUUGUUUGACCACUGUGUUUAGACAUUUUAUUCACAACCAAAAUCUCCAGAGAAACGAGGUUUGGGUUUUUGUGUUUCUGCUUUUGAUAUUUCUUCACUGAAAACCACUGCGACUACAGCGUUCACCUGCUAGUUAGCACUUAGCCUGAGCUAACCUAGCUGCCUCUGACUAACUUUGUUUACACAGAAGAAGAGCGGUCACUCACCGUGAUGAUAAACUUCCUGCUAACACUGAUGCCAGAUUACAGGCUGCUUGAGUAACUGCUUCGCCCUCUUGGGACGAUUUAAUGUGUUUUGAUUGGCUAGCGUCUGCACUUUUGCACUUGCAUUUUUAAAAAAAAAUUUUUUUUAAAUUGGACACACGUUGGGAAGUGUUUGUGGGCGUGUCUUUAGUGAUAACCAACCAGUCACAAGAGAGGCUAACACAGGUGUGACUGAGCUAAGCUCCCUACCUGUGACUGUGUUUACGUACUUCAGGCCACAGUGAUUGAUGUCACAUUACAGACUGUUUAUUUCUUUGUAAGGAUUUCUUUGUAAUGUUAUUUGAUUGGCCGACAGCACUGAAAUAUUUAUACGAUAGCAGUUUGAUGGGCUAGCAUCUGAAUGGGUUAGCUUGAGUGCUUUGGGAGGAUUCAGGCGUUGCUUUAGCAAUUGAUUGAUUGAUAGGGGAGAUCUUUCGUGAUAAUACUAAUAUCAGGGAUUACCUGGCAACUGCUGGUCGCUAAGGAAAAAUGUGUUUUCCCAGCAGGUUGCUGGUAGUCACAAGUGUGGAGUUGGUCGCUUUGGUCGCUGCAGUUUCCCGUAGUCCCGUAGUGGAAGAUGCUGACUUGGCUGCAGAUGUUAGCUAGCUAACCAGCGAGCACUAAUGAAAUUAAAAAGCGCAGCACAAACUGGAAACAGACAUGGCUCCUCUUCAAAAUAAAAGCUGUCUCUAUCCACAGAAACUAACAAAAGCUGCACCUUUUACUUUGAAGGCAAACAGCUUCAUUUCCACGGUGCGUCACAGUUGCACCGUUACUUAGCAACAUGUUUGAACGUGUCUGCAGAGGACUCCUCUGUUAGCAACCGAAGCGAUCACAAAGACGUUUUGAGCAGCUUCCUCUUUGACUCCCAAUUUCACGCCGGUGACUGUCGGUGACCUCCUGCUGCCACUCGCCCAGCAGCCCACCUGUGGCACAGAAGCUAUGUCCACACUGGAAGCCACAUGGCGACUGCAAGCCUUUCUUUUGUCAACUUGCAGGCAGAUGACUGAAAUGUUGUCUAAUGAGAGCGCAGGAUACCACUGAUGAACAAGGGUAUGGCCUGUUUGUAGAGUUACCUGGGCAACCAGAACUGGUUGCAAUCAGCUGUCACGAAGGGUGGCGAGCAAAUUGCUUCUGUUAUGGAAGCAGCUUGAUGUCCUCGCUGAUCACCUCCCUCACAUUGAUGUCUGUUGCACGUCGCGAAGCGUGGACUCGCAUUCUUUGUGUCAUCUGAGCUGUUAAGAGGAGCUGUCCUCCUCCUCAUGUCCUCCUCCUCGUGUCUUCCUCCUCCUAUCCUCCUCCUGUCCUUUGUAUGAAUAUAUAUAUAACAUUACAAACUCGUCUAACCCUACGAAUACGUCUUAUUCUGCUCAUGUAGAUGAGCAGGUUUGGUUUUGUAGCCUCGCGUAAACAUCAGCGACUUUAAGUUUCCGUUUGUUUCCUGUUUUGUUGAUGCGCUGACAUCGUUACAUCACAGAUUUCCUCCGUCUGCCAGAGCCGCUGCAGUCAGUACAGCUCAGCAGCUCCAUGCUGCCCCUCAGCAAGCCUCUGGAAGCUGGCCAGUCAGAGGACAGUGGGCUUCGAGGGAGGAGGGGCUUAAAGAGACGGGAGCUGAAGCAGCUUGUUUCAGACAGAGGACGAGCCAAGCACAGACACAGGAUUAUUCUGAACUGGGAGUUAUGCAAAGCUGCUCUCAUAUAUUAGAAGUAAGUAGCUGGAAACAAGCAGAACGGGUCCCUGUAAAGACAUUUCAAUCAUCCACUGAAGACUGACGAGUGCUUUUUUUAGUUUUAUUAUAUUUCAGGCAGUUUAGUGGCUUAGUAUGGAUAAUGCUUCACAUGCACUGGAUGAGCUGCUUAGCAUUAGCAGGUUUUAUAAUAAUCUUUGGGUUGAAACUGUUCAGUAUUUGUUCCGUUAAUCUUCAAAACUGGAAAAUGUGUAAAAAGUGAGGGAAACACUGGAGGAUGUUUGUUUAACUGAAUCAUUUUUUUUAUAAAUGUGACGAAUGAUCCAAACUGGCUGUUGACUUCCUGUUUGACCUUUGACCUCAGGAGACCAAAGCUGUGAGCGUUAGGUCAAACAUUACGUGUGAAGUGUCUUUCGUGCAGGUCAGAGCACGACGCACGAGCUGAACAAACAAAACCUGCGACUGGAGACAGUGAAGGAGCCCGAGGCUGAAACGCACCGGGCUCAUCAGUGUGACAUCAGAGCCACAGGUUUGCUCACAGCCUGAGAACUUCACACUGAUCUUCUGAAUUCAUCCAGUUUGGUGGCGUUUCCGUUUUUUACCUGAACAGUGAUGAUUGAUCAGUGCUUCUGUUGAUUUUCUUGUUUUUGUGCCAAAUGUUUCUCUCUGUGAUGAGCUCUGUAUUUCAGUCACACUGCGUCUUUUUACUUUGUCCUGCAGCCUUUCAAUAAAAGCUGAACUGUUA
Messenger RNA from Oreochromis aureus, 4769 nucleotides. It is a transcript of the gene apmap, whose product is annotated as adipocyte plasma membrane associated protein. The coding region runs from base 565 to 1815 and encodes 416 amino acids. Gene Ontology annotation, molecular function: strictosidine synthase activity. Gene Ontology annotation, biological process: biosynthetic process. NCBI's taxonomy places the organism in Eukaryota, Metazoa, Chordata, Actinopteri, Cichliformes, Cichlidae. The transcript is spliced from 9 exons. The record is from RefSeq and is a predicted model, not a curated record.